ACAAUAUUGUACAGAGAAAUAGGAAAACAACACAAACGAACAUAAGUUUUUCUGUUAGUAAUAAAAUAAUUCAAAAUCCCUUCCGAUCGCCGGCCGCCGGGUCGCCGCAUUGCCGCCGGCACGUUCGUCUCUCCGGGAUCUCCUCUCUAUCGAUGCGCGCAUAGGAGAGCUGUAGGUUUACGCACAGAAUCAACAUUUGAAUCGAUUGAGAGCUAUAGAGAGAGAGAGGAAGCGCGGGGGAGGAAUCGGAAGGUGGAACGGAACGAUGAUUACGAGAUCGAAGCUAGCAGAGCAGCUGAGAGAGUAUCAGAUUAGAUCGAAGCACGAUUGGGCAUCCGUCUCUUUCUUCUCUUCUACCUCUAACUUAACAUCCUCAAGGGUGGAUGUUGUCAUCUUUGUGAUAUGGGAACUAGUUAUUUUAGCUUUCCUGGUUUUCUCUGCCGUAUCACUGUACUUCAGGCAUCUAAAGCUUGCUUUUAUUUUAGUAUGUGUGACCUUGCUAUUGCUUUUAUGCAUGAAAAUAGCAAAGCAAGUAAGAUCAGCGCGGAAAAAGAAGCGAAGGAUGCUUCUCCCAUUAUCCAUGUAGAGAGGUGUAGGAUGCAAGAACUAUUUUACAACGGGGGACAAACUCUUUUUCCUGUAAAUUAAGAGAAAUAUCUUACUGCUAGUUUGAUGUUCCUUUGGUGCUUUUUUUGUUUCCUUAAUACGCAAUGGAAUUAGAGGCAAGCUGAUCAAAUGUUUUGGGAUAUAAUUUAACAAUAGAGCUAUCUCUCCCACUCCUAUUACAGCA
Messenger RNA from Solanum verrucosum, 790 nucleotides. RefSeq lists its product as uncharacterized. NCBI's taxonomy places the organism in Eukaryota, Viridiplantae, Streptophyta, Magnoliopsida, Solanales, Solanaceae. The transcript has 2 exons. Bases 266 to 586 code for a protein of 106 amino acids. The record is from RefSeq and is a predicted model, not a curated record.